Molecule: messenger RNA, 576 nt
Organism: Dromiciops gliroides (monito del monte)
Lineage: Eukaryota; Metazoa; Chordata; Mammalia; Microbiotheria; Microbiotheriidae
Gene: KCNMB1
Product: potassium calcium-activated channel subfamily M regulatory beta subunit 1
Exons: 3
Coding region: 1-576 (191 amino acids)
Biological process (GO): detection of calcium ion; potassium ion transport
Cellular component (GO): membrane; voltage-gated potassium channel complex
Molecular function (GO): potassium channel regulator activity; calcium-activated potassium channel activity
Source: RefSeq, a predicted model, not a curated record
AUGGGAAAAAAUCUGGUGACAGCACAGAUACGAGGAGAGACCCGUGCCCUGUGCCUGGGCGCAGUCAUGGUGGUGUGUUCUGCCAUCACCUACUACAUCCUGGGGACAACCAUCCUGCCUUUAUACCACAGGAGUGUAUGGACCAAAGUAUCCAACUGCCACCUGAUUGAAGCAGACAUAAGGGACCAUGAGAAGCUGGAUGGCAAGAAGGUGCCCCAGUACCCAUGUCUGUGGGUCAACGUGUCUGCCAUUGGGAAGUGGGCCAUUCUGUACCACACAGAGGAGACAAAAGAAAAAAACUGUCAGUGUUCAUACAUUCCUGAGAGCUUGGAGGACUACCAAAAAGCCAGGAUGGACGUGGAAACUAUCCGGGGCAGAUUCAAAGAGCACCAGACUUUCCCCUGCUACUCAGACCCUGAGGAGAGUGAGAAGAGCGUCCUGCUCAGGAGACUCUACACUCCCCAGACCCUGUUCAAGUGGCUCUUUUGGCCCACCUUCAUGCUAACUGGGGGAAUAUUCAUCAUCAUGAUGGUAAAAAUCAACCAGUCCCUCUCCAUGCUUGCAGCACAGAGAUAA